Messenger RNA from Colletotrichum chrysophilum, 1188 nucleotides. RefSeq lists its product as uncharacterized. The record is from RefSeq and is a predicted model, not a curated record. NCBI's taxonomy places the organism in Eukaryota, Fungi, Ascomycota, Sordariomycetes, Glomerellales, Glomerellaceae. The transcript has 3 exons. Bases 1 to 1188 code for a protein of 395 amino acids.
AUGGCCGCCUCUCUCGACGCAAUCCUUGCGAGGAACACCCCCGCUCCCGAUCAAGAUGCAGCUGGAAAGGUUCCUGGUGCCGCAUUUAUCGUCGUUAACAAAGAUGGCGUCCUUUACAAUGGUUCAGCGGGUCGCAUCGACCCUGCCCUUGGGUCUCGCCCGUGGAGCGCCGAUACAUUCACCCAUGUGGCGUCUUUGACGAAGAUUAUCACCGCUACUAGCAUUAUGCAGCUCGUGGAACGUGGCUUAGUGGAUCUCGACGCCGACAUGAGGGAACGCGUUCCGCGAUUGGGACAAAUGCCCAUCUUGAGAGGCUUCACCGAAGAUGAUAAGCCUAUCCUCGAAGAUCACGACGUACCAAUCACUCUGAGAAUGCUCCUGACUCACACAGUUGGGUUGAGCUACGACGUUAUCGAGCCAGACCUGAUGAGAUGGCACAAUGCUGUGGGCCGCAAGGCGACAAAUCUGGACUGGAGCCUGGAUGGCUUCCAUACGCCUGUACUUUUUAAGCCUGGCGAAAGCUUUUACUAUGGAACAGCGAUUGACUGGGCUGGUCAAGCAUUGGAGAAAAUUACCGGCAAAACGCUCGGCGAGUACAUGUCGGAGAACAUAUUCGACCCGCUCGGCAUGAAAGACACGGGCUUCUGGCCGGAGAAGUUGCCCCACACCGCCGACCGGACCGCCACAUGGUCCUACCGAGGCGAGGAUGGAUCCAGUAUCGCCCCCGGUCAGCAGAUGUUUGCCAAGGAACACCCGGUCGAGAGCGGCGGCGCGGGUCUCCUGACCACUGCUCAGGACUACAGCAAGUUCCUCCACGCGCUGUUGACAAACCAGAUUGUGAAGAAGGAGACGGUAGAUGAGAUGUUCCGUCCGCAGCUCAACGAGAAAAUUGCGCGAGACUCACGGGAAUUUGCGAACAAGUCGUUGACAGCGGUUGAGUUUGACCCUGAACUCAAGCUCAACUACGGCCUCAGUGGAUUCAUCAACAUGGAAGAUGCCGAAGGGAAGCGCAAGAAAGGCAGCAUGGCAUGGAGCGGCAUGUGCAAUAGCCAUUGGUGGAUGGACAGGGAGUCGGGUAUCGCAGCGGUACUGGUCGUACAGCUCAUGCCGUUUGGUGAUCCAACCUUCGUCAGGUUGUUCGAUGAGCUGGAGCGAGCAGUCUACAGUGAUUUGCUUGCAACGGCUUAG